Messenger RNA from Megalops cyprinoides (Indo-Pacific tarpon), 1820 nucleotides. RefSeq names its product arrestin, beta 1 (gene arrb1). Gene Ontology annotation, biological process: G protein-coupled receptor internalization; signal transduction; visual perception. Gene Ontology annotation, molecular function: G protein-coupled receptor binding. The record is from RefSeq and is a predicted model, not a curated record. The transcript has 16 exons. The coding region runs from base 140 to 1396 and encodes 418 amino acids. Lineage: Eukaryota; Metazoa; Chordata; Actinopteri; Elopiformes; Megalopidae.
UGUUUCUUCUCUUCGCUGCACUCCCACAGACUGACUGGCAGCGCAAUCUUUCUUGCUCACAUCCCUCUGCACAUUGGAACUCCAGCCCUUUUAGCUGUGGGGGGAAGAGCCUGGAUUUGACCACGCACAGAUUGCCACCAUGGGCGACAAAGGGACGAGAGUUUUCAAAAAAGCAAGCCCAAAUGGAAAGCUGACAGUUUAUCUUGGGAAGAGGGACUUUGUCGAUCAUGUGGAUGUUGUGGAACCUGUUGAUGGUGUGGUACUAAUUGACCCAGAGUACUUAAAGGAAAGAAAAGUUUUUGUGACAUUGACAUGCGCCUUCCGAUAUGGCCGAGAGGACUUGGAUGUUUUGGGCUUGACGUUUCGAAAGGACCUCUUCGUAGCCAAUAUCCAGGCCUUUCCACCAGUGCCCGAAGAAAAAAAAAUCUUAACUCGGCUUCAAGAGCGUUUGAUUAAAAAGCUUGGGGAACAUGCUUAUCCUUUUACUUUUGAGAUUCCUCCUAAUCUACCUUGCUCUGUUACUCUUCAACCUGGACCUGAGGAUACAGGGAAGGCUUGUGGUGUAGACUUUGAGGUUAAAGCUUUCUGUGCUGAGAAUGUCGAAGAAAAAAUUCACAAAAGGAAUUCAGUGCGUCUGGUCAUUAGAAAAGUCCAAUACGCCCCAGAGAAACCAGGCCCCCAGCCAAUGGCUGAGACAACAAGGCAGUUCCUCAUGUCUGACAAACCAUUGCAUCUGGAGGCUUCACUGGACAAAGAGAUUUACUACCAUGGGGAACCAAUCAAUGUAAAUGUUCAUGUUACAAACAACACAAAUAAGACUGUGAAGAAAAUUAAAAUCUCAGUGCGUCAAUAUGCGGAUAUCUGCCUGUUUAACACUGCACAGUACAAGUGCCCUGUAGCAACGGAGGAGUCAGAUGAUAUAGUUUCACCGAGUGCCACAUUUUGCAAAGUAUACACUCUUACACCCUUUCUUGCCAACAAUCGGGAGAAACGGGGUUUGGCCUUAGAUGGAAAACUCAAACAUGAGGACACAAAUUUAGCCUCCAGUACACUGUUAAGAGAAGGCGCUAAUAAGGAAAUCCUGGGCAUUAUUGUGUCUUACAAGGUUAAAGUGAAGUUGGUCGUGUCUCGAGGCGGACUCUUGGGAGAUCUUGCUUCAAGUGACGUUGCAGUUGAGCUUCCUUUCACAUUGAUGCAUCCUAAACCGAUCGAGGAAUCACUCUACAGAGAAGUUCCAGACACUGAAGCACCCAUAGACACAAAUUUGAUUGAAUUUGACACAAAUGAUGACGAUAUCAUCUUUGAAGACUUUGCACGACAGAGGCUCAUAGGGGCCAAAGACGACAAGGAUGAGGAUGAUGAAGGGACCAAUUCACCCAUGCUGAAUGACAGAUAAAUGACUGGGCAUUGUAUUCUGUGCUGUGUUGCUGUGGUACAUGCUGUAGAGCUAACAGAGCUCUGUAAGUAAACCAGAGCCUGAGAGACCAUUUUGAAACUCACAGUGGUGCCAUCAUUUUGUUCUUCUUCAUACUCUUUUCCCUUGCAUAAAGAAAAAUAAGAAACAUUACAAACCCGGUCUUCAGGAAGCGGCUGAAAAACAAAUCUUUAAGAGUGUAAGCAAUCUAAUCCAGGAGUGCUGAGGACACUUGGGGAGGGAUGGAAGCCAACAGAAUAACAUGUCCUCAGUCAUAACAUGACUGAAGUUGUAGCAUGCCUUUGGUGUCACAUUGUCAUAAAUGUGCUCAGUUAUAGGAUCAUACAAGAACAGUUGUCAGAAAUGAUAUUUAAUGUGUCAUUUCUGCUUUAGACAUUCAAGUAUA